Diorhabda carinulata is the source of this 551-nucleotide messenger RNA. It is a transcript of the gene Pa1, whose product is annotated as PAXIP1-associated glutamate-rich protein 1. The transcript has 2 exons. NCBI's taxonomy places the organism in Eukaryota, Metazoa, Arthropoda, Insecta, Coleoptera, Chrysomelidae. The record is from RefSeq and is a predicted model, not a curated record. The coding region runs from base 163 to 546 and encodes 127 amino acids.
UAAAUUCCAAUGUAGCAGUGAUUGUAUGAGUUUGUUUAUCUAUUUCGUGCAAUCCAUUCUUUUAAAUCAAUAUUUUGAUAUUUGUUUUAUUGUGGCUAUAUGCUUAAAAGUAAAAAGGCAACAAAAUUAAAUUACUGUUGUGAAAUAAACCACUUAUAAACUAUGGAAGACGAUUGGAAUAUUGAAUGUUCAGAUGACGAACUAAAAGAUUCUAAAGGUCCUUGGGAACCUAAUCCCGAAGAAAUUGAUAGAUUAUAUACAAUGUUGGAAAACGGAGAAAUGCAAGAGUUAAUUUGGAAGUGUCCUGGUUAUCGUUCACCUUCUCCCGAAGCAACCGAAGAACCAGACCAGGAAGAUGAUAAUAAAGAAUCUGAAGAACCAACAGAUUUCGAUUUUAUGGAUGAAGUUUCAUCGCCAAAAUUGAAAAUUAGAAACAAAGGCGAAGAAACGCUUAAAGGGAGUGCGAAAAAGAAGACGACGUCUUUAGAUAGUGUUUUAAAUAACAUGCGGAGACAUAAUUUAUUACCUAAUAAAGCUAAAAAUUGAAUUUA